UUCACAGUCGUUUGUCGCACCAAAUGGAGGUGGCGUGGAUUAUUGUUUCACUUUGGACUAGGGUCAUCUUGGGAGAAAGUUAUUUGGCCGGCGAGCAUCGCCCACUUUGGAUCCUGGAGGAUGGACUAGCCAAGAGGCAGAGACAGAGCCGCCCAGAAGCAGAUUAUGAAACCACCACCAGGAUACCUGCGCUCAUGGGCAGAAGGCAGGGAAGAGGUGGUGGAGGCGGUGGAGGUGGUCAGGAGGCGAAAUCCGGUUCCAUUACCUUUCUUGUUAGGCAUGCAGAUCGGGAUGCACCUUAUCCGCCGCCCUCCUUGCCUCAACGACGGUUUAUGAUGCCUCAUCGUCUCCAGCUGCCUCAUCGGUACGUACAGCCUGUUCACAAGACCAGAAGUCACCGGCGAGGAGAACGUCGCCAGCUGCCCGUUUUCGAUAAUGGGCCCGGGGAGAAUUCCCUGCAAUUGGGCAUGGGCAACUACCCCGUUUUCGUGUACAACGGAACCAGGGGAGAGCUGAUUCUCAACACCAUGCUGAGCAGGAGGCGUUAUCCCAUGCAGGAACCAGUGCCAGGCCAGGUUCUCUAUCCACCAUCGACCCCCAUGUUCCGUCCAAAACCGAUUGUGGAGCGAUUCCGCUUCCCAGGACAGCGGCAGAUUAUGAACCUGACUCUGAUUCCGUUUUAUGCCCAAGAGGCCAUCAGUGAUCCAGCCCUAACUAGCACCUCCACCCAAGCACCCACCACCUCCACCUCCACCACGCCCAUACCAUCGCCUUACGAAACACAGCUGCCCAGAAUCGAGGGAGUGCUAACUCUGGGCAGGCGGAAGAGAAAGAAGGCCAAGCAGUAUGAGGCCUUCCAUUCCCCUCAAGAAGUGAUGCAAUGGCAGACAGUCCUGCGACGAUCCACUGGCCACAACGACAAUCAUCGACAUCAGUCCAGUGAGGAAGUGGAGCCGGACGAGCAGAAGGAGUUGGUGGAUCUAGGCGAUGGUGUGGAGGAGGAGCUCGAUGAACAAGACUGGCUAGCAGCACAGGAAGCCGAAACGGAGGUGGAACUACCUCCCGAGCCCACAGAAACGUCCACCGCCAGCAGCAGCGAGCCCUUCCAGAUCGUCUACAUCGAUGAGAGUCUGGAGCGGCCAGCCGUCGAAUCUCUGAGUCCCACUACGCCGCCACCGCCCUUGCGACAGAGCUCUCGAUAUGCCCUCAAAAAGAAGUACUAUGCAUUUCCAGUGUACACGCUGGGUAAGCUGCUCCAGCCACAAACACCAAAUCCCUCCAAGAACCUGCUGGAGAAAAGCGAUCGCUCGGCAAGAAGCUCCUUGGAAAGGGAGCCCAGCACCUGGUUUAUACUGAAUUCACGUUACAAGGGGCCCCACCACCGACCACAUGGAACGGACGAUCAGACCAAAUACUACACAUCCAAGUACAUAGAGAACGGCUUGAGACCGCGGAGAUAG
Molecule: messenger RNA, 1460 nt
Organism: Drosophila erecta
Lineage: Eukaryota; Metazoa; Arthropoda; Insecta; Diptera; Drosophilidae
Exons: 2
Coding region: 24-1460 (478 amino acids)
Source: RefSeq, a predicted model, not a curated record